This is a messenger RNA of Microtus oregoni (creeping vole), 1323 nucleotides long. Its product is annotated as lysine-specific demethylase 4D-like. Gene Ontology annotation, biological process: chromatin remodeling. The transcript has 2 exons. Gene Ontology annotation, molecular function: histone H3K9 demethylase activity. Gene Ontology annotation, cellular component: nucleus. NCBI's taxonomy places the organism in Eukaryota, Metazoa, Chordata, Mammalia, Rodentia, Cricetidae. The coding region runs from base 1 to 1323 and encodes 440 amino acids. The record is from RefSeq and is a predicted model, not a curated record.
AUGUCUUCUGAGCACCGAGGCCCCCAGAGCACAGGCAGCACCAUCAUGACGUUUUGCCCAACCAUGAGCGAAUUUUCAGAUUUCCGCAAGUAUAUAGCCUACAUGGAAUCCCAGGGGGCACACCGAGCUGGACUGGCCAAGGUCAUCCCACCCAAGGAGUGGAGAGCCCGGCAGUCCUAUGAGGACGUCAGUGACAUGGUAAUAGGCACUCCCCUGCAGCAAGUGGUGUCUGGCCAGGCAGGUGUGUUCACUCAAUUCCAUAAGAAGAGGAAAGCCAUGACAGUGGGGCAGUACCGUGACCUGGCCAACAGCAAAAAAUACCGGACCCCGCCACAUGUGAAUUUUGAAGAUCUGGAGAGAAAAUACUGGAAGAAUCGGUACUUUGGGUCGCCAAUUUACGGUGCAGAUGUCAGCGGCUCCCUGUUUGACGAGAACACUCAACAUUGGAACGUGGGACACCUGGGAAGCCUUUUGGACCUCUUGAAGCAGGAAUGCGGCAUUGUGAUUGAGGGCGUCAACACGCCCUACCUGUACUUUGGCAUGUGGAAGACCACCUUCGCGUGGCAUACGGAGGACAUGGACCUGUACAGCAUCAACUACCUGCACUUUGGGCAGCCCAAGACGUGGUAUGCGGUGCCCCCCGAGCAUGGCCGGCGCCUGGAGCACCUGGCCAGACAGCUGUUCCCGGGCAGCUCCCAGGGCUGCCAGGCCUUCAUGAGGCACAAGGUGGCACUCAUCUCCCCCACUGUGCUCAAGGAGAAUGGCAUCCCGUUUGCACGCAUGACGCAGGAGGCUGGGGAGUUCAUGGUCACCUUUCCCUAUGGCUACCACGCUGGCUUCAAUCACGGCUUCAACUGCGCAGAGGCCAUCAAUUUCGCCACCCCGAGGUGGAUCGACUAUGGGAAGGUGGCGACUCAGUGCAGCUGUGGGGAGGCCAGGGUGAGCUUCCCAAUGGAUAUCUUUGUGUGCACCUUGCAGCCUGAGAGAUCUGAGCUGAUGAGAUCUGAGCGUCAGGAAACUGUGGACUCCCUGGAGGUCACCUCACGCCCCAGGCAGGAUCUGACCCUUGGGACCUGCACACAGGUUCAGGGGACAUCUACUUUGAUCUGGAGGCGUUCUCAUCUGGGACCGCUCAAGAGGCUGUGCCUCAAAUCCAUUGUGACGGUGAGAAGAUGGGCCAAGCAAGCUACUGCGGCCUCUGUGAUCCCCGUGGAUGCUGCUGAUGCGAAAGCCGCGGACCAUUCCCCGACAUUCAAAGGCCUGUGGGAUCUUGGCUCGGAGCCCCAAAUGUCCCCGCCACUCACGAAGAUGGAUUUGAAAUAA